This is a messenger RNA of Actinia tenebrosa (Australian red waratah sea anemone), 1299 nucleotides long. RefSeq names its product stress response protein NST1-like. The record is from RefSeq and is a predicted model, not a curated record. Lineage: Eukaryota; Metazoa; Cnidaria; Anthozoa; Actiniaria; Actiniidae.
AUGGUGUUUGAUGAAGAUGAGGAAUAUGGUAAAGAAAUCAUCCUUGGUAGGCUUCCGAAAAGCGGCUCUAARAUUUACUUGAUUAGAGAUGAAAGGGGAAGAUUCUUUCCCGACCCCAAGAUUCCCAAAACGUUGAAAAAGGCCAUUGGAAGUCCUAACUUAGCAAUACAGGAGCAAAUGUCCGAGGAGCAAAUAAACGUUGGUAGGCAAAGAAUGUACGCCGCCCUUGCGCGACUGCCGCCUGAAGCAGGUGGAAAGACUGAAGAUCAAAAAGUCAUGCAACUUCAACGCGCAAGGGAAGAAAUCAAAGACCUAACUGCGGAAAUAGAAAGGCAAAACGAGGAAAUAUCCAACCUGGAGCAAGGAAAGAUAGCGGAGGUAGCCUCCCUUAGAAGGGAAAAGAACGCGGAAAUAGAAAGGCUCGUGGAUAGGAUUAAGGACUUGACGUAUGACCGUGGGGGAGACCCGCGAGAAUUAACUAGGGAAUUACAAGCUGUAAAAGAGGAAAGAGACGUAAUGAAUGAAAGAUAUGCGGUUCUCAUGGAAAGGCUCGAUGAAGCUAAAGCAGACCGAAGGGGAACCUUCCAAGCCCUUCAGGACGCCAUAAGAGGCUUAGACGAAAGGGACGAGGAACUCAUGAAGACCGCUGACGUCUUACUCAAAGUCGAGCAACGCGCAAUACAGCUGCGGGAUGAAGUCGCUCGUAAAGACGAGCAAAUUCGACAAUUAAGUGGCGCCGUCGAAGACUUAGAACAUCACGCUGACGCGCAGCGGGAAAUAAUAGCCGAACAAGCACGCCCCGAAGAAGAGCGGGCAGCUGCGCAAAGGGAAUUGGAGGAAACCCUGGAAAGGCUCGAGGAGGCAAGGAUGAGGCUUGCUACCGCAGAGCGGGAGCGAGGGGCCGCCACUACUAAGCAAAAAGUAAAGAAAGUAUUAAAGGUGCUAUUAAAGAUUGGUGUGCCGUUGGCAUUUGCGGGUGCCAUUGCCGGCGCGGUAGUUGCUAUCAUGGAUGCAAUUAGCGCCGUAGGUGCGAAGGCAAAGGCGCUGGGUAAAAAAAUAGGCGGCGACCUAGCCAAGGUGGGUAAGGAAAUGGGUGCAGGGUUGGCUAAGGUAACUACGGGACUUGCGGCAGGGUUAACGGCGCUGGGUAAAAAAAUGGCAGCAAGCAUUCCAGGCUUGCUUGGUAGCACCUUAGGUUUGGCGGCUAGUAGUAGUGGUCUUGGUCUUGGUCUUGGUCUUGGUCUUGGUCUUGGUCUUGGUCUUGGUCUUGGUCUUUAUUAUGCAUUCAAUCUUUCUUAA